Molecule: messenger RNA, 1607 nt
Organism: Micromonas commoda
Lineage: Eukaryota; Viridiplantae; Chlorophyta; Mamiellophyceae; Mamiellales; Mamiellaceae
Gene: NTR2.3
Product: major facilitator superfamily
Exons: 2
Coding region: 23-1534 (503 amino acids)
Biological process (GO): transmembrane transport
Molecular function (GO): nitrate transmembrane transporter activity
Source: RefSeq, a predicted model, not a curated record
CGCCGCAGGCACGGAACGGAAGAUGUCCGCUUCCUUGGCCCAACCCGAAUGGGUUCCGCCCACGUACUCGAUCCCCGUGGAUAGCGAGAACAAGGCGAAGAGCCUCAACAUAUUCUCAUUCAGCCACCCGCACCAUGCCGCUUUCCACAUGUCCUGGAUGGGCUUCUUCGUGUCCUUCGUGUCCACCUUCGCGGCUCCUCCGAUGAUCGCCAUCAUCCGUGAGGACCUCGACCUCACCAAGCCCGACCUCGGUUCCGCGGGCCUCGCCGCGGUCACCGGCACGAUCGGCGCCCGCGUCCUCAUGGGUUCCGUCUGCGACGUCGUCGGUCCCAGGUACGGACUCUCCAUCGUCCUCCUGCUCUCCGCGCCCUUCUGCUUCUGCAUGUCGUACGUCACCACCCCCGUCGGAUUUCUCAUCUGCCGAAUGGGCAUCGGCCUAGGGCUCGCCACCUUCGUGGCGUCGCAGUUCUGGAUGUCGUGCAUGUUCAACGGCAAGUGCGUCGGCCUCGCGAACGCCACCGCCGCGGGCUGGGGUAACCUCGGUGGCGGCGUGACGCAGUUCCUCAUGCCCCUCAUCUUUCGCGCCAUGACCUCCGCGACGGAGGGUCGAGUCUUUUCCGCGUGGCGGUGGGCUUACCUGGUGCCCGGCCUCCUCCACACCAUCAUGGGCGUCGCCGUCAUGUUCGUCGGGCAGGAUCUUCCCGAGGGUAACUUCAAGUUCCUUCACACCUCCGGCCAGAUCGAGAAGAAGUCCGCGCUGAACACGCAGUACCUCGGCAUCACCAACUACCGCAUGUGGUGCAUGGUCGCCACCUACGGCUUCUGCUUCGGCGUCGAGCUCACCAUGAACAACAUCGUCGCCGCGUACCUGUACGAUCAGUUCGAGCUCGACCUCGUCACCGCGGGCACCCUGGCGUCCACCUACGGCCUGAUGAACCUCUUCGCGAGAUCCAUCGGGGGAUACGUCUCCGACCUGAUGUCCGUGAAAUUCGGCAUGCGCGGGCGCCUCUGGACCCUCUGGGUGGUUCAGACCGUCGAGGGCGUCCUCUGCAUAUUCAUGGGGCUCGCCAAGGACAGUCUGGCGUCCACCAUCCUACUCAUGGUGGCCUUCUCCAUCUGCGUGCAGGCGUCGGAGGGUGCGUCGUACGGCAUCGUCCCUUACAUCACGCGCAGGGCGCUGGGAGUCGUGUCCGGGUACAUCGGCGCCGGCGGCAACGCGGGAUCCACGAUCUGCAUGGCGCUCUUCUUCACGUCCGCGUCCAUCCCGGUGUACCAGGGCAUCAUGUACAUGGGCUUCACCAUCAUCGGCGUCACGCUGCUCGUCAUCCCGAUCCAUUUCCCGAUGUGGGGCUCCAUGUUUUUCCCCGGCGAUCCCAACGUCUCCGAGGAGGAUUACUACAUCGCGAGGGAGUUCACGGAGGACGAGAUCAAAGAGGGUCUUGCGCUUCCCGUGCAGAAGUUUUGCCAGAACUCGUACCAGGAGCGUGCGCCGUCCAUGCGUCCGGCGGAGAGCCCCGUCGUCGCGAAGGUGUGAUCUACUAGUAGCCAGUCUAAGACGUAGCCGGUUAUUACGCGAGUUUGUAUCAUCAAUCGCAUUCUUUCAUCUU